UCCCUGCUCUCCCGAGGAGCAGGCUUCUGCACUCACAACCGAAGGGAAAGCACCAGAUCAGGGGCUUCUUGAGCCAAAGUCAGAGCCUGUCACCACUUCUGCAGGAAAGCUGACCGCGAUGGGGAGUGAGUGGGACACAGGGCUGGAGGAGAAGACGGAGCAGAGCUGUGCCCUUGUGUCCAGGUCGUCGUGAGAUCGGACCCACUUCGUGGCUGAGUGGCUAGCUGUAGGAAAUCCUGCUGGACCUGAGUAUCAUCGCUUAUUUGAGAAGCCUCAGAUUUGGGGCAGGAAGAGCAGAAGCCAGAGGGGAGUGACCCAUCUCUCCAGCACACAGGUAGGCAUGGGAGGACGGAAGAUGGCAAGAGAUGAAGAAAAUGCCUAUGGUUCGGACGACAACCGGGACGCCGAGCAGCCGCUGGCGCAGGAGCCCAGGCUCCGGCUCAUCCUGGCCGGCAGGACCGGAGCGGGCAAGAGCGCCACGGGCAACAGCAUCCUGGGCCACAGGCGCUUCCCGUCCCGGCUCGCGACCGCCCCGGUGACCAGGCGCUGCGACGUGGGGAGCCGCCGCUGGGCCGGCUGGCGCGUGGAGGUCACCGACACCCCCGACCUCUUCAGCGCCCAAGGGCGGCACGCAGACCCGGACCGCACCGAGCGGGCCCGCUGCUACGUGCUGUCGGCGCCCGGGCCGCACGCGCUGCUGCUCGUGACGCAGCUGGGCCGCUUCACCACCCAGGACGAGGAGGCCGUGCGCGGCGUCCGCGAUCUCUUUGGGGCCGGCGUCCUGGCGCGCGCCGUGGUCGUCUUCACGCGCCGGGAGGACCUGGAGGGGGCGUCGCUGCACGACUACGUGCGCGCCACCGACAACCGCGCGCUGCGGGCCCUGGUGGCCGAGUGCGGCGGCCGCGUGUGCGCCCUGGACAACCGCGCGGAGGGCGCCGAGCGCGAGGCGCAGGUGGACGAGCUGCUGGCGCUGGUGGAGCGGCUGGCGCGGGAGCACGACGGCGCGCCCUUCACCAACGACGCGUACGGCCUGGCGCGGGCGCGGCGCGACGUGCGCCCCGAGGACAGGCUCCGCCUGGUGGCCGAGUGGCUGGCGACCCGCGGCCUGGGGCGGGGUUGGGGGUGGGGGCGUCGCUGGCUGGAGGCCGCGCGGCGGAGGUGGCCUCUGGCUCUCCUGCUGCUGGGGGGCGCGCUGUUACUUGUCCUGCUGUUCUUCCAUCGGGGGAUCCAGGUCCACAUCGAAGGCGCUGCCGGUCAAAAUGCGGGGAGCCUGGCGGAAUAGGGGCUGAGUCAAGGCACUGAGCAGGACUUAAAACCACUUUCAAUGGAAACCUGGAGUUUCGAACGCAGAUUCUUAAUGACACAGGAAGCCUUGAACACUGUAUCUACUUUGCAAAGGGUCAAGUUCACUUUUAAGUAUUUAGGUGUCACUUUUAACUGUGCAGUUUUCAAAUAAAUGUGUCUAACUUUA
Messenger RNA from Hyaena hyaena (striped hyena), 1471 nucleotides. RefSeq names its product GTPase, IMAP family member 1 (gene GIMAP1). Lineage: Eukaryota; Metazoa; Chordata; Mammalia; Carnivora; Hyaenidae. Gene Ontology annotation, molecular function: GTP binding. Bases 341 to 1282 code for a protein of 313 amino acids. Gene Ontology annotation, cellular component: endoplasmic reticulum. The record is from RefSeq and is a predicted model, not a curated record. The transcript is spliced from 4 exons.